CGGAGCCUUUCCGGUGGAACAGUCUCUCGCGCCUACAGUGGUGGAAUCGAACGUCCCCGAGCGCACACGGCGUAGAGGAGAGUACGGCGCACGAGUCUCUGGAAGGAAGAUAACGGUUUCUUUUUUUGCCCCCUCUCCACUCAAACAACAAGAACAAACCAAAUCUGAAUUUUUAGGGGGGUUUACAGAGUCUUCUCAUCUCAAGGAGGAGGGAAGCGAGGGAUUGGAUCCGCAAGUUUUUUUUCUUUUUCGUUUUUUUUUCUCUUUUUCCUAAAAGAGGAUUCUGUGUUUCGCGGUGGUUUGUUCUCCGUUCUCGCCGCAAAGAUGAUGGUCGGAGAGGUCGAAGUGAAGGAGCGACCGAGGCCGAGUCCCGACUAUUUGAUGCAAUUAUUAAACGAGAAGAAGCUCAUGACCAGUUUGCCAAAUCUCUGCGGCAUCUUCACACACCUGGAGAGGCUUCUCGAUGAAGAGAUCAACAGAGUGCGUAAAGACAUGUACAGCGAUACAGUGAAUGGCCUUGUGGAGAGACACCCUCUGGAGCUGCCUGAGCCUAUCGGACCCAUCGUCCACCUGCAGGAAAAACUGUUUGUGCCUGUCAAAGAGUACCCUGAUUAUAACUUUGUGGGGAGAAUCCUUGGCCCUCGGGGACUCACAGCCAAACAGUUGGAAGCAGAGACGGGAUGCAAAAUCAUGGUGCGAGGAAAGAGCUCCAUGAGAGACAAGAAGAAGGAGGAGCAGAACAGAGGGAAGCCAAACUGGGAACACCUAAAUGAAGACCUUCAUGUCCUGAUCACAGUGGAAGAUUCACAGGCCAGAGCUGAGAUGAAGAUGAGGAGAGCAGUGGAGGAGGUCAAGAAGCUCCUUGUACCUGCUGCGGAGGGAGAAGACAAUUUGAAGAAGAUGCAGCUGAUGGAGCUAGCGAUUCUCAAUGGGACAUACAGAGAUAACAACAUCAAAGCACCCACCCUUGCAUUCUCUCUUGCAGCAGCGGCAGCAGCCGCUCAGGGCCCCCGUCUCAUAGCGGCCCCCACAGGUCAGGUGUUGCCUCCCCAGGCACUCCGGCCCCCAACACCAGCUGGGGCCCCCAUCAUGAACCUCAUCCGGCCCACUCAGAUGGCUGCCAUGUUGCCCAAUGGCACGCCCACCCUGGUGCCUCCCACACCGGAUGGCGGGCUUAUCUACACCACCCCUUACGAGUACCCUUACGCCCUGGCACCCACCUCCCUGCUGGAGUACCCCAUCGAGCACAGUGGGGUUCUAGGUAAGAGAGCCUGGGGAAGCAUGGGUGCAGCAGGUAUUGCGGCCAACUUUAGCCAGCCUGGACAUGAGGGCAGCUUUUUUUACCCCGGAGGGGUGCUGGACGCAGCUUCCAUGAGCCACAGUCAGGACUUGUUGAAAGGUGCAAUGGCUACUAAAGUGAGACGGCAUGACACGCGGGUCCAUCCUUACCAAAGGAUUGUGACCGCUGACAGAGCCGCCACCGGCAACUAACACAUGACCUUCUGACCUCUGAACUCUUCACCCAAUGACGAGCCGCCCCAAGCCUGCCUGCUGAUCAGUUAACUGGUAAUUGCCUUUUGCUAGCCUCUCGGACGCAAGUGAGAGAGAGAGAGAGAGAGAGAGAGAGAGAGAGGCGCCUGCCCGUACAGUUACCCUAACACGUUCUGACAAAAAAUAGAAACCAACGCAGAAUCUUCACAGAAACACAACAAAACCCAACAAAGUUGUGUAAUAUUCAUUUUUUCCCUCUGUUCAUUGAGUUCAGUUCCCAUUCUUUCUCUUUCUUUUUCUUCAUGAAUCAUAUACUGGGUGGAUGUGUUUGUGGUAUUACUCAUAAAUCUGCACUGAAUUAUAUAGCAAUAAAGACCCCCACCCCAACCUGCCCACCCACCCCCUUUAAUUGCUCUAAUUUGGUGACCUCACUUGUGUGAAUCAAAGUUAAAUAUCAAUUUGACGCAAACCAUUUGGUUUCAGAUGUAUGACAUAAUCCCUCUCAAAUGUGCCCCUACCUGCUCCCACCCUGUUCCAACACCCACCUAUUGGGAGAGAAAAAGAAAUGGAAGGAAAGAGAACAUACACUCACAUUAACUUGUUUAAUUUCUGUCAUUUUUCACAUGUAGUACAGUUGUUGAGCUCUAAGAUGUAAUUAUGAGCUGACACAUUCUGGGUGUGCACCUCCAAACAGCUUUCUGUCUGUUUUUAAAAAAGCAUGGCUGAAAUGAUUGCAAAAGGAGCUUUUUAUGAUUUAUGUGUUUUUUUCUUCUGUCUUGGGUUAUUUAUUUUUUUUUUUUCUUUACUUUUUAGAGUCAUUUUCUCCACUUGAUUUUGGUUUCUCUGUUGUUCAUAUUUGACUAAUUAGCUUUGCUUAAAUUGACUAGCCAAAAUAAGGCAGGUGGUUAACUCUGGAAAACAAAACGCAAUCUGACGUUUGAAGCAGGCUGCAGAAAGUAAGAAAUAAUGACGGGCAAGAUGGGGGAAGGUCACUAUUUGGGUUGAUGGGUUUGUGUGUGUGUGUGUUUUUAAUUAAUACUACAAUGAAAGUAGGGUGUGCUGAGGCUUCGGGGACAUUGGAGCAGUGCUUAUUAGCCACUGACCAUUGCUACGCCCCCAUCCACACUACAUCCAUUAUAUAGUGCCUGAUGUAUUUAGAAAAAUAUCUCAAUGAGUUAGCUGAGCUGUGAUUGAAAAGACAAAAAAAAAAGUAUUAAGUGUGCAUAUUUAGCCAAAGGGUUUUCCAAUGAAUUAUAUAUCUGCAAUUAUGCAUCUGUCUCACAGAGGGUUCUCUUUGUGAGUUUAGAGUUUGGAAAGGUGUGAAUUUGUGGUACCUGCCUUCAGCUGGAACAGACAGCCAGUCAUUUAGAUGAUUUUUGACCCAUCAAUGCUCUAUUUUUUCUGAGGAGGCGAACGCAGGCAUUUAACACUAAAUCAACAUGCUUCUCAAAUACAGUACAUUGCUAGAGGGAAGGGCACUUUGAAGUUCUGUACAUAAAUGCUUUUGUCAUAAUACCUGGCAACAAUAUUCAGUUGUUUCAUCAGCCACAUUGCCAAAAGAGUGUUUAUUUUGUUUAUUUUUCAUUUUUGCAUCUCAACAUUUUUUUGUGUAUUUUUAUUUUUAACCCCAGUUAAAAUCAGUUGGGACAUCAGGUGGGCAUAAUCUGAGCCUUCCUGCAAAUUAGAAAAAUAUUUUUUUAGUUUGAAUUAUUUUAGUGACAUGACAAGCCAUCCAAAAGCGCAUCCACAAUGUGUCACACCUCCCUGUGAUCGUAGUCUAGCUCCUGAGCCCACAAUCUUUUGUUCAACUCUCUCAAGAAAAAAUAGGAUGUGAAAGCCAUGCCUGCCUGUUCAAAUUGCUUUAUACAUACGUCUUAUAUAUAUAUAUAUAUAUAUAUAUAUAUAUAUAUAUAUAUAUAUAUAUAUAAAUAUAUACAAAUGUAGAUAUCUGUCAUUGCAUAUACAAAUACAGAAGAGAACAAAAAAUAGAUAAUUUUACAGGGUGCUGGAGAAGAGAAAAAAAUUGAAAAAUCUAUUUUUGGCAAUUUUAGCUUUUGAUACUUUACUUGCAGUUACAAAAUCAGAAAAAAAAUACAAUUUAAAAAAAAAAAAGAAGUUUAAAACAGUAUGGGGGGGAAAACUGAGUGGGUGAGGAAAAAGUGCUGUUACCUUGGAUAUGAUUGGAAAGAAAGAUGAAGACCAAAACAGUUGUAACCCUUGAAAAGUUAGCGAGGAUCAGAGCGAGACAGACGCCUAGAGAGUUUUAAAAAGAUCAAAUCAAAGUGCCUUAUCAACAGUGGUUUCUGUUUUCUGAGUAUUCCAGUUGUUUUCAAUAAUAUCCAGCACCCACCGAGAUGGCGCAGAGAGGAAUGGCUAGUGUUACACGCUCUGAAUAGUUGAGCAGGGUAGCUCCCACCAUAUCGUGGUGUUACCGAAGUUAUUCUAUGCAAAAAGAAUAGCAGUCGUUUUGACCAGCUAAAAUAUGUGCCAUGGUUUUGUCUUCCUGAAAUUUUUCUUUUUUUCUUUUUCCUUGACUUGAUGGCCCUUUACUCUGCUGUAUGUGCAGGUUUUGUUCUCUUUUUAUUUAGAUUUUAAUGAUCAUAUGAAAUAUUGUCUUGAUUUUUGGUGACUGUGACUUACUUCCUAGAACAAAUUGAACUGCCAAUAGCAACGCAGUAGUCCGCCAGAACAUGUUUUGAUCAUGAGCUGAGAAAAAUACAUAACAUUCAAGGGAACGGAUAUGAAAGGGGAGGUCGUCCCCGUUGGCAUUAAGCCCGCUUGUUUCAAUAGCUGCAAACUGAAAGCAAUCCCAUCCAUGUCUCUCCAUGUCAAUUUGACAACAAACUAUCAAUACAAUCACGAGAUUUAUAAUGGACAAAUGAAAUGCUGGAUAGUGAAACAAGCAACUCCAUUUCGCAGCCAAAUAUUUUUCAGUUAUUGAAACAACUGACAGUUUAUUGCUGGAAAGUGAAAUAAACUCAUAAUAUUAAAUUGAGGAAUUCUUAAUCCCAAUAUUACCCUUGGCAGUUUGUUUUUCUAUUCAUAGCUCUUUCAUCAUGCUGUUACACCGAAAGGUCAAUGAAUUUUUCUUUUUCAGUGUUAUUAUUUUAAAUUGAAAUGCAAUAUUAAAGUGGAGCAAGAGAUGGCUAUUCAGCAUUUGACAGUAUUAAGAAAAUCCUUCUGCAAUGUUACAACUUGCUGUGUCAUUGUGAAAGGCUGGAUAAGUCCAUCAGGUGAAAGGUUAACUCUAUACCUACCGUAUUCUCUCUGGCCUGCCUACUACAUGUAUGAUAAUGUAAUUAACAGCCAUUGUUACAGGUUUAUAAUGUAUUUUUCUAAUCUCAUUUUAUAUGUAUAUUAAUCAUGUUUCUGAGUGCUUUUUUUUUUUAUGAAACCCACUGCAACUUUUCCCUCCCUAAACAACCCUCUGUUUCCCCCCUCCCCCCUUCUCUUUUACAUCUUGAAAACUGUCUCUUGUGGGGAGUGUUGCCUUUUCCCUGUUAUAUUUUGUUUUCUUGCCAAUUCCCAGCUUGUUUAACUCAUUAGCUACUUUAUUAGUUUUCUUGUCAUAAGUAUUUUUACAUGCUUGCAUUUAGUUUUCAUGGUGUAUGCUGUUAUUUUUCUUAUUAACCUCUUGGCAUUUAUUUUAAUAAAACAUUCUUAGUAAGAAUUUUACUAACUUGCUGAUAUUUUGUCUUGUGUUUUUAACCAGUUUCAUGAAUGUAUUACCUCGGUCUGGUUCACGGACUAACACAAUUAAAACUGGUGUCUGGCCACCACUCACACUGACUGAUUGACACGCACACUACAUAAACACACACACAAACACUAGUCAACUGCACAUAUAUACUCUACAUACAAUUACUCAACACACGCAACCUAACUAGAAACUGCACGAGUUGAAUAAGCGUCCCUCACUCCCGCUCACGCACUCUCACCUCUGUGCUGGACAAUUCUGCUGACACUCUUCAUACUUGCCCUCCCCGCUCAGUUCCAACACCACUGCUGUGUCUCGUCGUCUCUGUUAGAGACAACUCUCUUGUUAGCUGUCCUGUCCUUCUGUGUCACUGACCCUGUGAGACAGCAGGAAGUGUUGGGGGGAGGGUGUAUAAGCUGCACGUUACUUGGGGUCUCUGGUUAACUUCUGGGUGAGCUGUUCCCUCUUCAACAAAGCACAUUCGUGAUUAAAAGGGUGAUUUGUCUGCACACAAUGGUUAAAACCUAAUCCCUAAAGAAAAAACUUUCAUUUUCCACAUGAUAUCCUCUUUCUCAAACCAUUAGUUAGUGCAGGAUAAUCUGCAAAAAUACUACACAUUAGUCAUCUCAAAAGGAUUAAUUUUACUGUGAAUUAUGUAGAGCAGGACAUCUCAUCAGCGCACAUUAUAUAUGUAGUGAGUUAUUUACAACAGACUCUGGGCAAAUUUAUAGAUGGCAGUUGUGUGAAAGUCUAAAGCUGUCCCCAGUCUUUAUUUUUCUCCAUUGCUUCCAUGGCUUGUUAUGCCUGGAUAGCGGCAUUACAGUUAUCACCAGCUGUUGUCUGUUUGGUGAACACUUCUCCCCAUUCGGCUUAUUGAUAUAACUGCUAAUACUGGGCCAUUUGGGAGCAUCCAUAAUGCUUAGACACACACCAGUGCAUCAUGCCAAUAUGAAGUACUUUGGGAUCAAAACAGCCUUACUAUUCCUUCCUGUGUAAAAAGCUGAUAUGGCUUUCAGCUAGCUAGUGUUUAUUGUUUUUGAGGGAAGUUUUGUCUCUUCUUAUAUAUAUAUAUUUUUUUUUGUCUGAAACACUGCCAGCGUGUGUUGUUCAUUCUACUACUGUGUCAGUGCACUCGUCCCUGGGUUCGUUCAGCUCUCUUCUCUCUAUUCAGCUUUCUUUUCCCUCCACUAAUUCAAGGUAUUGACGCUGACACACAAGCAAAAGAUUAACUUCAUUAAUCCUGAUUAUUACUUUAACCCACUGAGUGAUGCCUCCACCUUUUUUUUUUUCUUUUCUCCUUUUUAAGUCUGCACAACAAAAACAACUUGGCCUUAACUGUUGCAAUUCUCUUCAUGUCUCAGCAAGCAAAGAACAAGGAUUAAAAGUGUCUAACAUCAAACUUAACAUUUCUCUCCUCUCUGGAAUUAACGUUUUGUGUCUUUGAUCUGAAAACGGGUGUUUUUGCCAAUAACACCUGUUUGUACACCAGCAAGUAGAGACAGAGAUUGGAUUACUGGCAGCCAGCCCAAAUUGUUUUUCCUCCUCUUAUAUAUUUGGAUGUUUGAGCCAUAAGCAUUUUUAUUUAUUAAUGUAGGAUCAGCCUUUUAAUGUUUUUGAUUGGCUCCUUUGUGCCGUAAUGAGCAACUUGAGCUAAAAUCCGUCCAUUAGCAGUCGAUGUAUUUAUGCUGUCACAAGCCUUUUCCCUCACGCAUGUCGGAGAGGUUUUCAAUGACUCAAAGACAUUAAGUGGCAAGUUGUUUUCCAGAGCACAAUGUAUUACAAACACUGCCUAAAAUAUUGCAUCUGUGAGUUAAAAAGUGCCUUGUCUUCCUGAGAUUGGGAAAUUAUAUAUUUUUGUACUUUUAACAUUCAAGUGCCAAUUUUCUGUCUCCCUUUAUCUCGCCAAAAGCUUUUUUUGUUGAGCACAAAAAAGCUAAAUGCCCACGCUCUUUUUUUUGUACAUACUCUUUAAAUUAGAAACUGGGAAAGUUUGACUAAAGUUUAGGAAUUUAGUCACAGGUGUUUCCCACCAUUAAACUUUGGUUUAAUGGGUCCUGUUUUAAAUUUGAUCAACUGAGAACUUUUUUUUAAUUUGCUGAUUGGACCACAGUAUGCUGUAAACGUCUGUUUGCAUACUGCUGCCAUCUCUGGCAGAGUUCUCAGUGCCUUUCCAAGUCGGUCGCAGGGCAUUCAGUGUAUUUAUCUACUAACCACCUUUUCACCUGUCUCUUUUAUUUUUCUACUGUUCUGUUUAACAAACAUUCCUCCAAUGAGUUAAACGGCAGGUUAACCAAUAAGUAUUGGUUAAUGUUAGCGAUGUAGCACUCAGGUGGUUAAAGGGCAAAUGCUACCAAAAUACAGAAUGAGAAAAAUUUAAGCCCCACUGGAAUUUUUUUUUCUUCUUUUUUUGGACUGUGAUAAAUAUGCAUAAAGAGUAUAAUACACUUUUUUCCUAAAAUUAUACUAGUAUGGUAUAUACUGUAAGUUCCUCAUCCAUAUAGUGGUGCACUAAAAUCUGUGAGAUUUUUUCUUUGUUUGUGGAGUUGUAAGUUUUUAUGUGAAGUAGCCUUUAUUUUGUUUUGUGUUACCUUGUUUUUAUAGAGGGUUAGACUGAGAAUUUUGAAUAGGGUGUAAAACAUGUAAUGCCAGUUUUUGUUGCUCACACCAAAAAGAAAAAAAAGGAAAACAAAUGUCAUGUGUGCAAUAAAGAACCAUAUUUACAAGCUUC
This is a messenger RNA of Siniperca chuatsi (mandarin fish), 7916 nucleotides long. RefSeq names its product QKI, KH domain containing, RNA binding a (gene qkia). Gene Ontology annotation, molecular function: mRNA binding. Gene Ontology annotation, cellular component: nucleus. Gene Ontology annotation, biological process: regulation of mRNA splicing, via spliceosome. The coding region runs from base 325 to 1491 and encodes 388 amino acids. The record is from RefSeq and is a predicted model, not a curated record. The transcript is spliced from 8 exons. NCBI's taxonomy places the organism in Eukaryota, Metazoa, Chordata, Actinopteri, Centrarchiformes, Sinipercidae.